This is a messenger RNA of Exaiptasia diaphana, 400 nucleotides long. RefSeq lists its product as uncharacterized. The annotation marks the transcript as partial. The transcript has a single exon. The record is from RefSeq and is a predicted model, not a curated record. NCBI's taxonomy places the organism in Eukaryota, Metazoa, Cnidaria, Anthozoa, Actiniaria, Aiptasiidae.
AUGCUACUUACUGCUAAGAAAAAGGAAGUCUAUUAUACAAUAUUUUCUCAGAAUCCUUGCCUGGAGAAGCCUUGUCGCAAUGACGGCCAAUGCCUAUUCCAAAACGAUAUUCAAGACUAUCGUUGCACGUGCAAAAAAGGGUUCACUGGAAACCAAUGCCAAGUCAACUUAACCAGUGUCAACUUAACCAGUGUCAACUUAACCGGUGUCAACAUAACCGGUGUCAACAUAACCGGUGUCAACAUAACCGGUGUCAACAUGACCGGUGUCAACAUGACCGGUGUCAACAUAACCGGUGUCAACAUAACUGGUGUCAACAUAACCGGUGUCAACAUAACCGGUGUCAACAUAACCGGUGCCAACUUAACCGGUGUCAACUUUACUGUUGUCAACUUUACCG